Molecule: messenger RNA, 624 nt
Organism: Funneliformis geosporum
Lineage: Eukaryota; Fungi; Glomeromycota; Glomeromycetes; Glomerales; Glomeraceae
Source: the annotation of a GenBank genome assembly
AUGCAUCGAGCUUGGGCUUUUAAGGUUUAUGGUAAAACCUUAAAUUCAGCCUUGAAGCUAUGUAAAGAUGAGGAUGUUAAAGGAAGAUUAUUGAGAAUGAAUAAAAACUUUGACAGUGAAAUUCAAAAAGACUGGGAGUUGGAAGAAGUGGAAAUUUAUGAAGAUAAAGAUGAAGACGAUAAAGGUGAAGCUGAUAAAAAUGAGGACAUUAAAGAUGAUGUCAAUAAAGAUGAGAACGAUAAAGAUGAUGAAGACUUCAAAUUUAUCGAAAGACAUGAAUUGGACACUAUAGGUCAUACAAGACGCUGGAUUUUAUCAAGUGGGAUCGAUGUGGAACAGAUAUUGUCCUCUUAUAGAUGCCUAAUACCUGAAUCACAAAAUUGCGUGAAUCCUAUUUACUGGGAAAUACUCAAUCUCACUGGGACUCACCCAGAAAUAAAACAACUCUUCUCUGCGGAAGAUUGGAAUGAGAUGUUGAAAAGUUUCGAGAACAAAAUAGAAACUAUUGAAAAAGAUAUACCUGAUGUUGUAUAUUUGUUUUUCGAUGAAAUUGAGCAGAUAAUAAAAAAUAAUGGGAAGAGUGAGGAUAUUAUAAUGGAAAUUGACGGGAUUUCUUCGCAGUAA